Trypanosoma rangeli is the source of this 456-nucleotide messenger RNA. RefSeq lists its product as uncharacterized. The transcript has a single exon. The record is from RefSeq and is a predicted model, not a curated record. Gene Ontology annotation, biological process: protein ubiquitination. The coding region runs from base 1 to 456 and encodes 151 amino acids. Gene Ontology annotation, molecular function: ubiquitin protein ligase activity. Lineage: Eukaryota; Euglenozoa; Kinetoplastea; Trypanosomatida; Trypanosomatidae.
AUGGAGACUAUUGUUCUUCUACCCCUUGGCAUUGCACUGUGGACUCUCUGCAAAAGGCAGUCCCGACAGCAAGAAGUCAUAGGUGAUCUGCAGGCGACUAUAACUCGGCAGAGGGAAGAGUUGGAUAGACUGCUGCGGACGGAAGGUAGUUCAGGUGCUGUACGGUUGGUGAAUUAUUCCUUGUUGACAGCGGUAGGUGUAUAUGGUUGUGUCCUCGUGGCAAAGGUUCUUUCAUCUUCCUCGCGUAGCGGAUGUGAUAUGCCACCAACGCAGUAUACACCAACCCCCGCGCGACACGAGGGAGAAGAGUGUGUUGUGUGCAUGAUCCACAAACGGGACACAUUAUUCGGCCCUUGUCGUCACCUGUGCGUAUGCUGGCUGUGCUCGCAGGACAUGCACUUGUGUCCAGUGUGCCGACAGGAAAUUUUGAGACGUCAGUUUGCAUUUCUUUCCUGA